Blepharisma stoltei is the source of this 2488-nucleotide messenger RNA. The record is from the annotation of a GenBank genome assembly. Lineage: Eukaryota; Ciliophora; Heterotrichea; Heterotrichida; Blepharismidae.
AUGGAGCGUACUUCAAUAGACAACGAACUUAAUAGUACUCGUGACGAAGAAGACGAAGACCUUUCAAGUCUGAUUCACUCUUGGCUAUCCUACGACAAGUCCACCAUAAUGAAUUUUUUGUCUAUUGUUUUGGCUUUAAUUUUAGCCUGGAUUUUAAACCUAUUUUCCCAUUUUUUUUAACUUUUUUUUUUAAUGAUCAAAAAUUUUAUAUUUUACUUAUAGACUAAUGAUUAAAAAUUAUCUCAAAAUAAUUAAUAUUAAAAUUGCUUUACAAGUAACUAGACAUAAAUUUGCUUCAAAAAAUUAAACAAGAAAUAUAGGUCAAAAUAAAUAAGGUCUAAAAUAAGCAAAAAAAAUCUGCCAAAAUAAACAUAAAAAAUUAUGGAAAUAUUUAAGACCAUUGCAAAAAAAUUAGUCCGAAAAACUUUAGGUUAAAAAGCUAGUUCAAAAAGUCUUUUGGUGUAGAUGACUCUUGAAGCAAUCACUCUUAUCCAAACAACAAAAAUGAGGUAGUCGAAGUGUCUCCUAAAGGAAGAUUUUUUAGAGUAAAUUUUUACAUAGUUUAAUGAUCUCUUAGGAUCUGGAGCCUAUAAAACUGUAUAUCGAGGGCUGGACAAUGACCAAGGGUGUGAAGUUGCCUGAAACAGUAUCAGUGUUAAAAAUCUACCUGCUGAAGAUAGAGCUCAAAUAGCCGAAGAAGUCAAAUUAAAUAGGAGACUUAAUCAUCCUAAUAUUGUUCAUUUCAUAUCAGCCUGGACAAAUCCUAAUAAAGAAGAGCUCGUCUUCAUUUCUGAGAUCGUCACUGGAGGAUCACUACGACAAUACUUAAAGAAGAUAAAAUUUCCAAGGUUAAAAGUAAUCAAAAGCUGAUGCAAAGGAAUUCUCCAAGGUCUGCAGUAUUUGCACUCACAAAAGCCUUGACCGAUAAUACACAGAGAUCUGAAAUGUGAUAAUAUUUUCAUCAUGUCUAACACAGGAGAUAUAAAAAUCGGAGAUUUUGGUUUAUCUACAAUCAUGAGAAGCAAAUUGCAUACAUCAGUAUUAGGAACUCCAGAAUAUAUGGCACCUGAGGUCUACGAAGGCAGCUAUGAUACGAAAGUCGAUAUUUUUUCGUUCGGAAUGUGCGUCUUACCCGCCUAAACGUGAGCGAGUAAGCCAUUGGAAAACCUACUUUUUUUUCGAGAAGUCCAUAAGAAAGCAAAAAUUUUUUAGAAAAAAUUUUUAAUAUAUAAUUAUGCCCUAUCAUUGAGGCUCUCCAAACUUUAAAAAAAAAUAAUUGAUAUAUAAAUGAUAAAUUAUUAGACUAUUCUAUUUAAUUUCAAAUAGCUUGCAUUUCAAAUAAAAUAUUAUAAUUAUUUUUUUUUUACGAACUUUCAAAAAAAAAAUAAUUUUAAAAAAAAUAAAUUAACCCCAUGAUCGAGCGAGAAAAUUUGCCCACUCACGAAGAGGGUUAGAAAUGUGCACACUUUCAGCACCUUAUAAAGAGUGCAAAACCCCGGCAGCCGUCUAUCGAAAAGUUAUGUCACGAAUUAUGCCUGAAUCCUUGAAAAAAAUUCAAGACGACGAAGUCAAAAAGUUUAUUACACUAUGCUUGGAAACAGCUGAUAAGAGGCCAGCUGCAAGCGAGCUCUUAAAUCACUCAUUUUUAGUAAUAGAUGAAGAAGACCCUAGAGUGCAUCAAGCUGUUCUGCUUGCUAAUGAAAAUGACGAAGUCUUGCAAAAUCUUCAAAAUAACUUAAUUUUGGCAGGAAAUAUUGCAAAUGAGCCAGAGAAGAACCUUGUAGAAAGCUCUUUGAUAAUCAAAGACAACAGAGGAGCACUUAGACAGGUGACUUUUCAAUUUGAUUUAAAUUCAGACACACCUGAAAAAGUGGCCGAAGAAAUGGUUAGAGAUCUUGAUCUUGAUCCAGCCUUAGCCAUCCCUAUUGCAAAUGAAAUUGAAAUUCUAGUAUUUUCAAACACAAAUUCUAAAAAUUUAUGCUCAGAAUGUUAUUUUAAAGAAAAAAAUUGCCCAGAAAAAAAUGAGGAUAUAUGUAAGCAUGUCAACAAUCGAGCUCCUAUAUAUAGCAAUAGAAAAGUUUCGAUAUCGGCUCCAGAAGAUGUUAGGAUUAGCCAGAAUUCUUUAGAAAAAGAACAAUCCGAACACACAUUAGAUGAUUUAUUACAAUUAGAUAAUACAGAUUUUAAUAUUUAUAGCAAAGAAUUACCACCGAUCAAUGAAGAAGUCCAGCGACCUUUUAGAGGGGCAAUAAGAAAAAGAUCAAAAAUAGGAAACGACAAAGAAAACGUGAUGCUAUUGCAACAAGCGCUGUCAGCAGUACUCCGAACACGAAUAAAAAUGGACGGAUUUUACGGAGAAAAAUGCGAAAAUCAAGUCAAGAAAUUUCAAGACAAAAUUGGAUUAGAACCAAAUGGUAUCGUCUCAGAAGAAUUAUGAAAUAGAUUAAUGCUUGAAUAUAGUAAAGUAUGCGAAGAAGAUUCAGAUUAA